Leptosia nina is the source of this 1728-nucleotide messenger RNA. The record is from the annotation of a GenBank genome assembly. Lineage: Eukaryota; Metazoa; Arthropoda; Insecta; Lepidoptera; Pieridae.
AUGGAGAGCCAAGCCUGUUGCGAACACGAUGAUGUACCAGGAAUUCGGCUUAUCAUUUUGAAUCUUCCUGAAGACGAAGGCGAGGGUUUGGGUUUUCGUCUAACGAGGACCUUAUGGGACCCUUAUCCAUGGGUUCAUGAUGUGACAUCAGGAUCCAGGGCUGAGAGUGCCGGUUUGAAAGCCGGGGAUUGCCUGUUACAAGCGGAUGGAAAGGAUUUAUUGGGGUUGCCAGUUGGCCAAGUGGCGGGAAUUAUUAGAGGUAAUGGUGACAGCCACGGGGUUUCAUUACUAGUUUGGAAUUGCGGUGUCGAUCCGAAAGACGAUCCAGAGCUACUUUGGAGCGCUGGAGGAGGUUCCAGGGGGGAAAAGUCGCGUAGAGCUCUCUCUGGUGUCGUGAGAGCUUUAUCUUGUUGCGUCUGCGCAGCCACAGCUGUCAGUGCACUAAAUUGCGCGAGAUCUCAUCUUUACUGCGAAGGUUGUUGGAGCCGACUGGAGAAGUGUGCUCUGUGCAGAGAGCCAUUACCAGCAAAAGAAUCGCCAUACGCCAAGAAUCUAGUUGCUGAACAGGUUUUCGAAGCGAUAGCCACAGAGUACGAAAUAAAAGAAUCAAUGAAGAAAAACCAAACGUGUUCUGCGUACAAUUCGCCAAACAGGUCACCAAAUGUAUCACCAUCACCUAGUCGAAAAGGACAAUAUCAAUUAUCGAUGAUGAAUAGACGAAUAAAUAGCGCAAAAUAUUCCUCCGAUCCAAAUCUUCGAAGAUCGUUAAACAGCGAAAACAAAAAACUUUCUAAUUUAGUAGAUAGUUCAUAUACUGAAGACGAAUUAAAAGUGCAUCUGGAAUCCGACCAUAAUCGUGUUAAAAUCGAGACCUAUGAAUUCAAAUGUGCUACGUGCGAGAAGGUAUUCUCGUCAGAGCGCGCGUGCGCCUCACACCAGCGGGUACAUAUGGGACCCCAGAUCAAGGUGAAAAGGGAGCCCCAGACUCCUGAGGAACUUCAAGAGAGAAGGCGGUUGAUGGGGGUAAAGAAGCAUGUGUGUGAAGUGUGCGGGAAGAUGUAUGCAACUAAUGCGGCUUUACGCUACCAUCAGAGGAUUCACACAGGAGAAAGACCAUAUAAGUGUCAUUUGUGCCCCAAAGCUUUCACCAUGCCACUUUUUCUGCAGAUCCACAACCGUACGCACACCGGCGAGCGUCCCUAUGCAUGUCCCCAUUGUCCCAAAGCGUUCAGCAACAAGGCGGCACUCUUGAGACACGAUCGGGUCCACACUGGCAUCAAGCCAUACGGGUGCCCGCAGUGUGGCAAGACUUUCACGCAGUCGAACUCCAUGAAGCUCCACGUGAAGACGGUUCAUCUCAAAAUGCCGGCGCCCUACAAGAGUAAGGCGAGAAAGCUGAAGGAGGCUGCGAAACGCAUGGAGGCAGAAUUGAAGAUCAACAAGGGCUCUGUGAACAUUGAGACAAAGGCUAUCAAGCUGGACGAUGGCACCGAUGUGAUUCCGCCCGAGUGCGUUAAAACUGAGAUGGAGGUGUACGACGAUGAAACAGUGUACGCAGAGGAGGCGGAUGUGGAGGAGAUCUAUGAGGAGGUACCAAUGUACGAGGGAGGUCUCUUCCGAGACGUGAAAGAGGAAGACCAAGAAGAAGAAAUCUUCUAUUACGAACAAGAGGUGGACGACAGCGAAGUGCUUUACGAAGAGGUGUAUGAGGUCACUGAGGUGUUAUAG